UAUUAGGUAGACUACUAGGAUUUCUCCUCUUGCUGUAUAAAGAAAAAAAUAACCUAACCUAACCUAACCUAGACAGACAGACCGUAUUUUUUUAUUUAUUGGUUUACAUCAGGCAACGAAGGCCCAUAUUAAUACAAUGAUACUAUACCUGAAACAUAAAAUACUAUAAAUACAUAAUUUUGAUAUUAAUAUCACUAUUGACAUGUGUCAAAUAUUUUAAGGUUUGUUGGUCACAAAUAGUAGGACGUGGCUAUGGAAAAUUAAUUCUACAUUCAACACCUUUAACUCAAAUCACUACAAUCACUAAAACUUAUAAUCUGUCAUAACAAGUGUUGGGAGGAUUUAUUGACUACUACCUGAAAUAAUUGUCAUCCACCGAGUUCUGACAGAACUCCAACCACACAGGACUGAAUACUGAUAUUAGUUCUUGUAAACCCGCAGUAUUUCAUUUCUCUCGAGACCUACUAUGGAAGUUUGCCGGUCUCCUCGCAGCUUUCUAUUACUUCAGGAAGUAGCCAAACAUUUUGAUAAUCAUCAAUGUGUCAUAAAUAUUUCCCAACUCGUCGGCUUUCUUUCUUUCUUUUAAACUCGACAAACUACAUGCGACCAAUUUGAAGCGCAUAGCGUAUUGCGCAAGUCCAAGGAGACGUGCCAAUGGUGGUAACUGUGCAGUAAGCACAGUAAAGCGACGAGAUGCACGCGAGGCACGCGCUUGUUGUGGCAGCCGCGUGGCUGGUCGCGCGCGCGGCGCCGGCUGCCAGCGAGAGUGCGCGGGUACGCGGCGCCGUACGCUUCGGUGCUCUAUUCGCCGUACACGGCGCGCCGACGGAAGCGCGUGCGGGCGCGGCCUGCGGAGUCGUCCGCGAGCACUAUGGCAUCCAGCGCGUAGAGGCGACGUUGAUGGCUCUGGAUGCCAUAAACGCAGACCCCCGGCUACUGCCGUGGCUGCGUCUCGGCGCCGACUUACGUGACUCGUGCUGGGCAGCUCCCACGGCGCUGCGACAGACCAUUGACCUGGUGCGCGAUGCUAUUGCCCCGUCGCAGGCGCUCCGCCGGCGAUCUCUGUCCAGCGGUAAAGCCGGCCUGUGCUCGACGACAAGUGAGCUGGGGCGUGCGCCCGCGACUCCGUUGGUGGCAGUGCUGGGCCCUGGCGCCAGCUCCGCGGCUGUUCAGGUGCAAAACUUGCUGCAGCUGUUCUCCAUCCCGCAGGUGUCGUACUCGGCGACGGCGCGCGAGCUGUCGGACCGCGCUCGCUUCUCCACGUUCUUCCGCGUGGUGCCGUCCGACAAGCACCAGGCGAGGCUGCUGGUGGCGCUGCUGCGCGCGCACAACUGGACCUACGUGCACGCGCUGCACACGGACGAGAGCUAUGGGCAGAGCGGCAUGGCGGCGUUCCGCGAGGAGGCGGCGCGCGGCGGCGUGUGCGUGGCGCGCGAGGUGGCGCUGCGCGCGGCGCCGUCGGCCGCGGCCGUGGACGCGGCGCUGGCGCGGCUGGCGCGCGGCCCGCGCGUGGCCGUGUGCUGGUGCGAGGGCCGCACGGCGCGCGCGCUGCUGGCCGGGCUGGCGCGCGCGCCGCGCCGCCUGCGCCUCGUGGCCAGCGACGGCUGGGCGGACCGCCGCGAUGUGGUCGACGGCUUGGAGCACGCCGCGCUGCACGCGCUCACGCUGCGCAUCCGCUCGCCGUACCUCAAUCACUUCGACAGACACUACCUCGCACUCACGCCGCUCAACAACUCAAGAAAUCCUUGGUUCCAGGUCUUCACUUAUAAUUCAUAAAUUCAAAUACAAUAGAAAUAGAACUUUU
Messenger RNA from Spodoptera frugiperda (fall armyworm), 1804 nucleotides. RefSeq names its product metabotropic glutamate receptor 5. Gene Ontology annotation, molecular function: adenylate cyclase inhibiting G protein-coupled glutamate receptor activity; G protein-coupled receptor activity involved in regulation of postsynaptic membrane potential. NCBI's taxonomy places the organism in Eukaryota, Metazoa, Arthropoda, Insecta, Lepidoptera, Noctuidae. Gene Ontology annotation, cellular component: postsynaptic density membrane. Bases 694 to 1776 code for a protein of 360 amino acids. The record is from RefSeq and is a predicted model, not a curated record. The transcript has 4 exons. Gene Ontology annotation, biological process: regulation of synaptic transmission, glutamatergic; G protein-coupled glutamate receptor signaling pathway.